UGGACAAUCUCCAUUGAAGGCCCUCUUCUUCUUCUUCUUCUUCUUCUUCUUCUGCUUCUCCCCUCUCUCUCGCUCUCUCCCUUCUGCAACUCCGGCUUGCCGGCGUCGAUUUUAGUUCACCUGUGCGUCGGUCCGUCUCCUCUAUCCGUCUGUGCUCUCCCCGGUUUUAGCACAGGAGGAGCUUCUAGUACGGAGAUUAAUCGCUCAUCAGCUCAAUCAGCAUAAUCAUCAGCCACAAAUAAAGAUAUAGUUCAGGAAAAUGGGUAUCAUUGAGAAGAUUAAAGAAAUUGAAGCCGAAAUGGCUCGAACACAGAAGAAUAAAGCGACAGAGUAUCAUCUCGGUCAGCUCAAGGCAAAAAUAGCAAAAUUACGGACGCAAUUGCUGGAGCCUCCAAAGGGUUCUAGUGGAGCUGGAGAGGGAUUUGAAGUUACAAAAUAUGGUCAUGGACGUGUGGCCUUGAUUGGAUUUCCAAGUGUGGGAAAGUCAACACUCUUAACUAUGUUGACGGGCACACAUUCAGAAGCUGCUUCCUACGAAUUCACAACGCUUACCUGCAUUCCGGGAAUCAUUCACUACAAUGAUACUAAAAUUCAGUUGCUAGAUCUUCCUGGAAUUAUUGAAGGUGCUUCUGAAGGCAAGGGACGUGGAAGGCAGGUUAUUGCCGUUUCCAAGUCUUCAGACAUUGUGCUGAUGGUGCUUGAUGCCUCAAAAAGUGAAGGUCAUCGGCAAAUAUUGACGAAGGAGUUGGAAGCUGUGGGUUUGCGUUUGAAUAAGAGACCACCUCAAAUUUACUUCAAAAGGAAGAAAACUGGUGGUAUUUCGUUCAACAGCACUGCUCCUUUGACUCACGUUGACGAGAAGCUCUGUUAUCAGAUUCUACACGAAUAUAAAAUUCAUAACGCCGAGUUGCUCUUUCGUGAGGAUGCCACUGUGGAUGAUCUCAUUGAUGUAAUCGAGGGAAAUAGGAAAUACAUGAAAUGCAUAUAUGUUUACAACAAGAUAGAUGUGAUUGGUAUUGAUGAUGUGGACAAAUUGGCUCGGCAGCCCAAUUCUGUCGUUAUUAGCUGCAAUCUGAAGUUGAACUUAGACAGACUACUAGCAAGGAUGUGGGAGGAUAUGGGGCUUGUGAGGGUCUACACGAAGCCACAAGGCCAACAACCUGAUUUCACUGACCCAGUGGUUCUUUCUACUGAUAGAGGUGGCUGCACAGUUGAGGACUUCUGCAACCACAUUCACAGAAGCUUGGUGAAAGAUGUGAAGUACGUGCUUGUUUGGGGCACUAGUGCAAGACACUACCCACAGCACUGUGGCCUCAGCCAUGUGCUUCAGGAUGAGGAUGUUGUUCAGAUUGUAAAGAAAAAGGAAAAAGAUGAUGGAGGAGGGAGGGGAAGAUUCAAGUCGCAUUCAACUGCUCCAGCUCGUAUAUCCGACAGGGAGAAGAAGGCUCCAUUGAAGACAUAAUAACUUUCACCCAAAUGCCAGAGGUUCCUCAGUAUUUUGAGGGCAUCAUGGAAUAUUUUUGGUAAUUCAUAAGCAAUAUGAACUCUUACUCGAGUAGUUCUAGUUCCGGCUAUAUUAAGAUAAUUGUUGUAGCCUUAUGUUGAUGAAUCUACCCUGAGAAACGGUAAUGUCUUUUUAGAUUUUGUAAUCUUAGAAAUGUAAUUCAUUACCAUGGAUAUUGAGUUUGUGAUGAUAAUUGGACUUCACAUA
Punica granatum (pomegranate) is the source of this 1711-nucleotide messenger RNA. The record is from RefSeq and is a predicted model, not a curated record. NCBI's taxonomy places the organism in Eukaryota, Viridiplantae, Streptophyta, Magnoliopsida, Myrtales, Lythraceae.